Kogia breviceps (pygmy sperm whale) is the source of this 2847-nucleotide messenger RNA. NCBI's taxonomy places the organism in Eukaryota, Metazoa, Chordata, Mammalia, Artiodactyla, Physeteridae. The record is from RefSeq and is a predicted model, not a curated record.
AUGGAGAGCUUCCACACAAGAUUCAGUGCCUGGACGCCUUUUAGCAACAAUUCAUUAAAUAGACAGCUCUUUCAGGAAAGAGUUGCUCUUAUAAGUCACUGGUUUGACCUCUGGACUAACAAGCAACAUCAAGAAUUCUUAUUCACGAUUUUUUUAUGAUGCACUAAAUCACAAUUAAGGGUUGUCCAAGACUGGUUUUCAGAAAGGAUGCAAGUGGCCAAAGUGGAUUUUCUACCACGCUUUAUUUCUCUCUAUAUCUUUUCUUUUCUGAAUCCAAAAGAUUUGUGUGCAGCUGCACAAGUCAGCUGGCCCUGGAAAUUUUUCACUGAACAGGAUUGCCUAUGGAUGCCCAAAUGAAUGAAGUUUGGACGGUUUCUGCCCUAUAUGCCAACAGAUAAUGAGUAUGGUGCUUGGAAGCACCAUUGCAUUGCUUGUGUGUCCAACUUAGAUUGGCUAACCCCUAGGGAAGCCGCAGCUCUUUAUGGGACCCUGAAUGAACCCCAGACAGAAGAUGAGCAACUACAGGAGAGGCAAAGAGAAAAGUGCCUAAGGAAAAUAAUUUGGGAGAAAAUUGCACUACAUAAGAAGGAUUUGUUCAAAGUUCGACCCCCUUGGGUGAAUGGAACAUGCUGCUCUAGAUUGUUCAAAUCCAAAUGCCAACCACGUCUCUCCCAAACUGUGAGGGAUCAAGUGGGAUUACGGGAAACUUUGGAGAAACAGCUUGUUUGGGCACCUUUAGAAGCUUUGCCCAAGCGCAAUGUUUCUGGAUGCCAUUCCUACCCUUCACUAUCAAAGAAAAAUUAGCAUGGAGUUUAUAAAAAUGACAGCAGCUCUUCACAUGCUCUCCAGCCACACUUCAUAUUAAUAUCAUCUCGGAUUCCUGCAUACGAGGUACAGAGUGUGUUAGGAGGCCAGUCCUUUUUUGAAUCGGGUCUUUUUUCCUCUCCCCUAGAGGACGUAUGGCAAUCUUUUGGUCACCAUGUGUACGAAGAUGAUUCAUCUUCUAAAAGGAAAGCAUUACUGAGGCCUGAAGUGAGAGACUUCUGGGAGAAAUUAGGAAGCUAUGUGGCCCCUGAAGAAGAAGGGGGUCACGUGGAUCUCUUUGUACGACUUGGAGCAUCAGGUCAUAUUUUUGGCUGUGUGGAGGCAGGAACAGAAGUUCUUUCUCAGCUGUCUCAACUGACUGGCAUGUUACUGACCGCCCCCACCGGGACUGCCACCGGCUCGUACCAACACAUUCUUAAUGACUGGCUGGGACGACAGUGGGAGAGGGCACCCCCUUCCACCUACUUCAGCAAAUCAAAGCUGCAGAUGUGGUCCAGCCUCACCGAAUUCCUGGAAGACACCUUGAAAUCAGUAAGGAAACAACUAAGUCCUCUCUUCAAGGAGUUGCAGAAGAACAUAAGUGGCAGGAUGACAGGUAAGAACUCUUGCUACUUUUGUUGCAGCUUAAUUUUGAAGCUUGUUAUACAUCCAGAGGCAAGCACCAGACAUCUCCUGGGUACGCUGUCCAGUGAGAAGCCUGAGGAGUUGCCGUUCACCAUGAUUUUCUUCCCUGAAGACUCAGCUCCCCACCGCACUAGCCAAUCCUCAUGCAGCUCAGUGGUAAAGGCCCUGGAAAACUUUGCUGAUAAUAUGAUCAGAGAUGUUCACAGGGAUGAUCCUGAGGCCCUGAAAUUCUCUGCACUCUCCCCAAACACCAACGAAUUAUUCAACAUGUUUGGUGAAAUAAAUGUUAUAGAAGAUAAUUCUCAGGACACAAAAUCAAGUCUCAGCAAAAACGGUCCAAAUUUUGAGUUGCUGGUUGAGUUGGACAGAAAGCUGCAGCUGGACUCAGCCGAAAAGCGGACCAGCAUCAUCAGGGAACUCUUACAGAGUGAGAGAAAAUACGUGCAAAUGCUGGAAACUGUGAGAGAUAUUUACAAAAGGCCACCUAGAGCAGCACUGUCAUCAAAUAGAGCAAUUCUGAGCGCUGCAGAUAUCCAGAGCAUUUUCUCUGAUAUUCUGCUGAUUUUAUGUCUCAACAGGUGGUUUCUAGAUGACUUGAGAGACAGACUACAGGAAUGGGGCCCAGCUCACUACGUGGGAGAAAUAUUCAUAAAGUUUGGAAGCCAGUUGAACAUAUACACCAAUUUCUUCAACAAUUACCCUGUUGUUCUGAAAACUACGGAGAAGUGCAGAGAAAUGAUACCAGCUUUCCGAGCUUUCCUGAAGAGGCAUGGUAAGACCAUUGUUACAAAGAUGCUGAGCCUUCUGGAGCUGCUUUAGUACCCAUCCAGAAGGUCGGAAGAAUAUAUUCGUCUUCUCUAUGCUCUGAGGCUUCACACUCCAGCAGAACAUGUUGACCACGGGACUUGACCACUGCAAUUGAAGUAAUCCAAAAAAUACAAAGGUUACAUAGACCAGCAGAACAUCAAUAUGACAGAUCAGCUGUCAGACAGAGAGCGCCAUCUGUGGACUUUAUCAGAAGUAAACAGAUAUCUGAUUAGGGUCCAAGAUGUAGCCCAACUUCACUGCUGUGAUGAGGAACUAAGUUUCUCUUUAAGGCUGUAUGAACAUACCCGUGAUCUCAGUCUUUUCCUCUUCAACGACGCACUGCUUGUUUCUAGUGGGGGCACGUCUCAUACUCCGUUUGAAAGGACUUCAAAAUCAACCUACCAGUUCAUUGCAUCAGUGGCCCUUCAUUGACUACUCACAGAAGAUAUUCCAGAUUCCAAAUAUAUCAAGAAUGUAUUUAUUCUUCAAGGUCCAAAACAUGAAUGGAUUUGUGCUACAGAAGUUGAGGAUGAUAAAUUCCUGUGGUUGUCAGUACUCCAAAACGCCAUCGAAAGUCGUAUGGAAGAGUGA